GGCAAAGGUGUACGGAUCGUUUGCAUGUUGAUGAAGGUGCAGUUCAGUUGGUGUGGUACAAUGUGUUGUGCUUGUUGAGUAUCUGUUGUGAUGCACGCACUGCUAGCGUAUUGUUUCAUUCACCUAGGAGCGAUGAAUGCUACAGUUGAAAAACACAUCGGAGUGCAUGUUUGAAAAAUUUGAAUGAAUGUUCGUUAAAAGACAUCGUUGCUUUGGAAGAGACGAACCCGACUGUGAGCAGUGCGCACGUGUCGGUCGGUCAUUAUAACGUUUCAUAGUGCUUUAAACUCUUUUCGUUGAAAAAGCUUGUCGUUACAGUGAAUUAUGAGAAACAAAAGUGGCAUAUCUUUGUUUGCGUUAAAGUGAAAAACUGAAACCGACAGGCAACACCGUACACCGGUUGAGAACGUGAACGUGGUGUUUGAUUUACUGGAAUAUCGUUGCCGAUUCGAUUCGGUAGCAUCUUCAUUUAGCGAAGGCUGUGUUACUGUGGGCAUCAUCAGACAUGAGGAAGUGCAUGCUUCUUCUGCUUCUACCCUUGGCAGUGUUGGGCAGUAGAUCGCCAGCAGCCGUGUUUGAAGAUGUGUUUGAGCUGGGCCGUCCAAAUGCAGCAUUUCGAGCGACGACUGAAAGUCGGAAUGGAAUGAAGGCAUACUUGAGGAAAAAGUAUCGCCAAAUGCGGGAUCCACUUCCGCAAGCGUCAAUGAUGGCUGCCUACACCGCUGCCCACGAACGCUACCAAAAUAUGGAGGAGAAACAGUACGAUCGCGUGCGGGUAGAAAAUUUGCGCAAGCUGUCAUCGGUUCGUACGAAGCGAUUAGAUGGCCAGGAGGCUGCGGCAAAAAAGCCGAAAAGAAUGGAAAUUGUUCCCCGGGAAAUGAUCAAGUUUGAGUUGUCCGAUGCCAUGAUUUUCGCCCCAGAGAUCGUGGAUCCUCAAUCUCCAGAUCAAACGAAGGCUCGCACCAAACGUGAAGAACGGCAAGGGCCGGCUCGCGUGGAGCCAGUACCGCGCGAAAUACUUCGAUUCGAGCUGACUGAUGCAAUGGUAUCGAGGCAGAAAAGUGAAACGGUAAACGGUAGUUCGGCGACAGUAGCUCGCAGGCAUCGCCGUUCGGCCAGUCCCGAUCCGCGUGAUUACGUAAAGUUUGAGCUGGAAGACGCCAAGCGUUCGGAACCGUACGCUGGAAGCAACGCAAAGGUAACGGAAAAUUUGCGACAUCCCUUUACGUCUUCCGACAGUUACAGGCGCGGGAAGGUGUUUGACGAGGUAGUGGAGCGUCCGCAAUCGGUCGGCAGGAACGCGGAGUCAAGCAAGAAAGAGAAACGGGAAAGUACUCCACCGCUGGAAGAAGACGAAGGAAGCGACAUGAGCCCGGAGGAGUCUAGGCGCAUUAAGAUUCGAGGCAAAAAGCAGAAGCAGAUUGCGAACUACGAGGACCUUCCGCUUGGCGUACAGAAAGCGAUUGACAUUGCGCUGAAGGAGAACGAUCGCAUGAACGGCAAAGGCAGAGAUAGUGCGCUGGAGGGGUCGGCAGUUCAAUCCACGCCCAAGUACUUCUUCGGUGACAAGAAACCGAAAACGAAAAAGCCGUACAGUGUCGCGACAAAAAUUUCCGAACCAAAGUUUGUGCCGAGUGUGAAACUGUCCGAAACCCAGCUGCCUGUAGUGGAAGAGGAGUCCAAUGGUCAGACUGGAUUUAAUCCGAGCAGACCAAUGAGCACCGACACCGUGCCCUCGCCGGAAACGAGCGAUUCAACCAAAGCGAGAGGCUCUUCACUGCAGGGCAUCCCAAAGGCAUGGUGGUCGUACUCGGAUCUGCGACGACCGAAACGGUUAUAUCAUAAGGUUCCGGCACAGCCGCUGGUAAUUAGUCCGCAAUAUGUGAGCACCUUUAAGCCGGCCAGUGAGCAGAGCAAGAUGAACGAUCUUUCGCCGGGAUACCAUCCACGAUCGGUUUUCUUUUCUCCGGUUACGUCUUCUAACUCGGUGCCGUCUGCACACUCGGCUGAUCACGACGGUUACAAAACGUCGGUAUCGGACGGCCUGGAAGAAGUUGUCAUAAAGGAACGGCCCAAGAUACAGUACGUGAUUAAGGAGAUACCGGUGCCGGUGCAGAUGAAGCAACCCCGUACGAAGAUCACGGUACAGCCCAGCAUAUCUAUAUCCUACGAUAAAGAUAUCACAAGCCCCGGAACGGGUGAGAGUGCCAGCGGUCAGGGAUACGACAAUCCGUACGGACCGAUCGAGCUGCAGUACGGCCAUAGCCAGCCGGUCAAAGAACCCGCACAGUCGUUCCAAAGCAUGAAGAUAGUGAUACCCGACUCUAAGGAAGAGUCUCGCGAGCAGGACAAUUACUACGAUAGCAAGAAGUACAGCCGGCUGAUCGAUACAACGCAACCCUCCCCAACGCAGUCUAACGAGAUAGACACAUCCGGGGGAAGCAUCGCAGCGUUGUCGGCCCUAAUUGGGCAGCGGCCGAGUGUGCAGCUACAGGGACUCAAUCAACUACUUCACAUGCCCGUCCCAAUGGGAGGCAAUGGUGAGAGGCAUCGUCCACAAGACAGCACUGCGCCGGUGACGUUUCCGGAAUCAUCAACACCGACACCGAAGCCAUCUCGCCCAGGAUAUCGAUCGGUCCAAAUCGAUCAAGGGCCGAAAGUGAUCUACGACGACAGUAUGUACCAUACGGUCCAGAUGAACCCACAGUUACAGAUUCCGUCCAACAAGGAAUACACUCCGAUCAAGGAAGACGUGUCGGACGUUUUGGACACCGACUUUGAUGGACCCACUGUCGGACCACCAGCGUCACAUACGGUGCAUAUCGUCCGAUCGCAUAAGCCGCAUAUUCCCGCGCAACUAGUAGAACAUCACGAGUUUAACGAAGAGGAAGCUGGCCAUGAAACGAACGCGUAUCGCCACAUUAAUAUCCACAGUACUCCGGCCCCGCCGCACAGUGAAUCGAUAUCACACCACUACCAAGAGCAGCAUCACCACCAUCACCACCCAAGCAGCGAUCAUUACGAUGACUCGGAAGGAUAUGCCUUCGGUUACAGGGUUCGCGAUUUCCAUACUGGGAACGAUUUCGGUCACGUGCAGAAUCGCGACAACGGUGUUACGCGCGGAGAGUACCACAUUCUGCUGCCGGACGGUCGAGUACAGAAUGUGCGCUACACAGCUGACGAAAAGGGUUUCCAUGCAGAUGUCACGUACGAAAGCGUCCAUCCGGCGUCACACAGUCGAAAGUAACGAGCGACGACUAUUAAUUAGCAAUACAACUACGGACAAGAUUGACAGAUUUCGUGGGCAACGUGUUGGGAACACUUGCUGUGGAAGCUUCCGAACUCUUCCAAACUCAGUCUUAGCUUAGCAAAGCUACGGAAACUUCUUGAUAGAGAAUACGAACAAGAUUUCUCGGAGGGAAAUGUACCUGUCAGCAAAACCACAUGAGGCGAAAUGUUCACUAGCUAGCUACAUACAGACACAUCUUGCAAGCUACAGUUUCCAAAACCAGCGAUCUUUUGCGAUCAGAAAAGCAACUAAUAACUGUCGAUAGGAUGGCACGUGAUUUACAUGUAAUUUUAUUUAUGCCACUCAAUAUCAUACUUGUGUGCUGGUGAAAAACGGAGGCAAACCAAUCGCUAUACAUAAAUGUUGAGCUUUUCGAACAGUUUCCGUGUUGUGGUUGACAGUUGCUUCAUUUCUUUACGGAAAACUCUUGGAAUGGAACGUUUUUAAAGCUAUCCAGUUUAAUAUGUGAUGAAAUGGGGUACGUGCAAUACAAGGAAAUUUCACCCGGUGUCGUUUCUGUAGCCAUAAAUGAACCGGAAAUUUCUAUAGUUUUUAUGUUUUAUGUAAACGUUUACGAUUACUUAGGAGUAGCGGAUCUCGAUAGUUGUGGUAUCGUAAUGGGCGUGUAGAGCAAAUGGCAAGCUAGUUCAUGUCUCGUGCUUCGAUGCGCAGACAUCGAAACGGUCGGACCAGUUUAGAAUCAACAUUUAGUUCAAGCCAAAUGGACAAUGUACCUUUUUCUUUUAACAUUUUUGAUGUAUUUUUGUUUAACGACAGGCCGGACGUGUUAUUCAACGAGCAAUAAAACGAAUCAUAUUGAUAUAUACAAGGUGCAGUGAUGGAUUGUAGAGACUAUGCGCUAUACUUCUGUGUUCCGGACACAGUUUUCCAAUUUGAUUUAUAUCUGAAUAAAUGUAAACUUCUUCUUCUUUCUUGGCACUACAACCUCGAGAGGUCUCGGUCUGCCAAUUCUGGCUCUCUGUGACUUGAUUAUACCCGUAGCAAAGUAGUCACCUCUACGUACGGGGAGAUGGUCCGGAUAGGAUAUGAAUCCUGGUCCUGCCGUGUGAAGACCGGCGCGGUUAUCGCCUCGGCCAACGGACCACCCCAACGUAAACUAACUCUAGUUAAAUGUAGUUCCCUACAUCACAAAAAAAAAUCAAAAUCGUAAUUCUUUAUGACGGAACUAAGCUUGUGGUAUCAUAAAACUUUUUAAGUAUGCAUACAUUUAUGAGUCUUAGAGUCUUCCACUGAAAAUUAACAGAAAAACCCACAUAAAGAACUUGUGAAGCCUGGCGAAUUUAAUUCACUGCACGAUGGAGAGCACAUCGUGCAGAUCGUAGAGUUUGUCAUUGCAGCGGCCUCUCCAUUUUUUUCAUUAGUGUUAGUCAGUAACAGAGGCGUAUGUGAGAACUGAGACCAUAAAUAUUCUGUACUGUCCUAGCUUCGUCCGCAGCAAAAGGUAUUUUGAGUUUUGAAGUUUCCUCAGGCUAAAGUUUGACCGGUUGGCAGCCAGCACGCUUGCGCGUAAAUCAACAUCAAUGUUGUUGUCGGAGCUGUCUUUUGACCCCAGAUAGGUGAAGUGUUAGACGACUUCGAAGGUGCGGACACCAAUAUGCUCAGUGAAUAAAUCAACAAACAAAUCAGUGUUUGUUAGCAGGGAUGAUGGUGGUGCCACCAUCAGUUUGGUUUUCACCUCGUUAAUCUCCGACCAGAGGUAUAGGGAUUUUUUUAUGAAAAAUAGUGAAGUUCACUUUUCUGAAAUGCAAACGAUACAUAAAACAACUCAGAACCUCACUUCAUUCUUUUGUAACAUCUUCGUCCACCACGAGACUCACGUGAUAAAAAGACGAUCGCGUACCAGGUCAUAUACUCAAAAGUUUUCCGAUUUCAACACAAAUCACAUUAUUCUAGUUACACUUUCCAAGUAGAUUGAACAAAAUAUCGGUGUUGACAGCCAAAUUUCAAAUUAGAUUAUGCACAA
Messenger RNA from Anopheles stephensi (Asian malaria mosquito), 5273 nucleotides. RefSeq lists its product as uncharacterized. The transcript is spliced from 4 exons. NCBI's taxonomy places the organism in Eukaryota, Metazoa, Arthropoda, Insecta, Diptera, Culicidae. Gene Ontology annotation, cellular component: extracellular matrix. The record is from RefSeq and is a predicted model, not a curated record. The coding region runs from base 506 to 3247 and encodes 913 amino acids.